This is a messenger RNA of Stylonychia lemnae, 3189 nucleotides long. The record is from the annotation of a GenBank genome assembly. NCBI's taxonomy places the organism in Eukaryota, Ciliophora, Spirotrichea, Sporadotrichida, Oxytrichidae.
AUGGAUAAAAAGGUAAUCAAUAAAAGUUUAGCUCCUGUUUCCAUGUAAUAAAGCAAGACUAACUUAUCAAGUUCUCAGCAUCUGUUUCUCAAUAACAGAGUUGAGCCUAUUUCAGAAGAGAAUGCUGAGUCUUGUGAUUCAUUAGAAAAUUACAACUAUCCAAGCGGUCUUGGAUCUGGAACUGGAGACACUAAUGCAAAUACAAGCACUGUAGAUUCUAGUUAGAAGAUCAAGAAGAAGGCUUGGUUUAAGAAAUUUAGACUUCCUCUGUUUGGAGCAAGCAAGAAGAACUAAGAGAAACAAUAAGAGCACAAUAGCAAUAACCUAUUUAAUACUACAUAGACUUUGACUUAAAGUUCUAGUGAGGUGUUCAAAAAGAAGUUAGAUAACUUGAAUUAAUAAAAUUUGAAGUUAGGCUAAAAAUAAACUAAUAAAAUGAUCAAAAGCUCCAAAAAUGACAGUAAAAGUUAGCCGCAAAGUUCUAUGACUACUUAAAAUGCAAAUCAAAGUGAUAGUGAUCCUGAAGAAGACCGAAAGAGGUUUUAAUAAUUAAUCGCUGAUGAUAAUAAAUACUAUGCUAAUAGUAACCUCCUAAGAUCUAAUUCUCCUUCAUCAGGUUUUAAAAUUGGCCAUAAGAAUACUGUCAUAGAAGAAUCAAAAGGCUUUGAUGACAGAGCUUUUAGAAGAGACUUAAAAUAAAAGGCAAGUCAGCACAAAAGCUACUCAAGCAGAAGCAAGUAGAUGAAUAAAAUGCUAGAGGGAUCAUUUAUAGGCCAAAUAAAUACUACUAAUAUAAGUCCUAAUGACAGGUAAAUGGGUGCAUUGAUGACGAAUGACUAUGAAAACUCAUUAAUAGAAGAAAUCCUUGAAAAGAGGUAUAAUAUACUUUCAGCUCAUGAUAGGAUUUAACUUAUAGACAAAGUUAUUGAGGGAAUUCCGUCAUAUUUAAGAGGAAAAUUUUGGCUUGUAAGUACAGGAGCAUAAUAUAUGAAUGAUGAUCCAAAUUAUGUGAAAUACUAUUAAUCUCUGAUUGAUGAUUUUCCUGCUUAUCCCAAUCCAGCUUUUUAUUAAAUUGAGCUUGACUUAAAAAGAACUUUUCCAGAAGAAGCCUACUAUAGAAAACCUAAGAAUCUUGAGAAAAUAAGGAGAAUAUUAGUUGCUUAUGUCAAGCGUAAUCCCUUUGUGGGCUACUGCUAAGGAAUGAACUUCAUUGUGGCUAGACUAAUUAAACAUUUGAAAGAGGAAUAAGCUUUUUGGGUUUUUAUUAAUAUGAUAGAAGCAAUGAUUUUACCUUUGGACUAUUACACAUAAACUAUCGGUGUACAAACAGAUGUUAUAAUAUUUAAGGACAUGAUUAAAUCCUCUCUACCUGUAAUCCAUGCUAAAUUUCAAGAAUUAGGAAUAGACUCUAUGUUUUUCUCGUUAAAUUGGUUCAUUUGCCUUUAUACUGAUAAAUUAAAUGAAAUUGUAUCAUGUGCAAUACUAGACAUGCUAUUUUUGAUUGGAAGUCACAUAUUGCUCAAUAUUGGAAUAGCCAUACUUUACAUACUGAAGGAAGAGAUACUCAAAUGUACAAACGUUUAAUAGUUCUACACACUGUUAUAUGAUCAUUAGAAUUACAUUAAAGAUCCCUAGAGAUUAUUAAUACUAGCCUGUUUCGAUUAAAAAGAUCUUAAAAUUAUGAAGCCAAGUGAUGUUUAUGAGCAAAGACUGAAACUUUCACAAGAAGCAUUUAAUAAUUCUCAAGAAAAGAGGAAUUUGAUGUCUAAUACAUCGCUUACUUCUCUCAUUCAAAAAUAAAAGCCUAGUUCAGUCUAAAUGUAUCAAAUGAAAUAAAAGUUCUACAAUCAGUUUCAAUUGUUUGCAGGAUUAUCUAAACUAAAAAAUUGUCCAUUUUAUUGCUCGAAAGAUGAGUUGUUUAGGAAUCUUGACAUGAGUAAAAUAGAAUAGUCUGGAGUAUAAAGUGCAUUUCUUAGUAAUGCUUUCGAGAACAAUGCGAUUUCAGAAUAUAAAUGUGAUAUGGAAUGGCCUAUUUGUCUCUAUGAUUUCACAUUUAAAGUUAUCUAUCCUUAGUUUUUCUGUUAUAAAGUUGACAGAAAUCACGUCAUAGAGUGGAACUAUUUUGAUUUUGAUAAUCUUCCUAGGAGUAAUGACUACUUUAACCAUAGGGCUACUACUUCCUAUCGAAACAAUAUUAGUAUUUCUGACUAAUUUGCUUUCAAUAAUCAAUAAAUGGCAGGUAAUCAUGAAUCAGUUCAGAUGGAAGAUCUAAUGAAAUAUAGUAUUGAAGACUCAAGAUUUAAUUCAUUAUCCUUAAGGGAUACUUAUCGUAUUAGUUCAACUGUAAUUAAAAUCGAGACAGUAGACUUUGAACAAUAAAGAAAAGAAGUAGUAAAAGAUUUACUGGUGUAUAGAGGACAUCAUUAUUGUGAUGACUAGAUUUUUAUAAGCAAGUUUGUUGAGCUGUUCAAAAUGGAUAAUAGAGACUUGAUAGAAAGCCAAGAAGUGUUGUCCUCAACAUUUAUAGAUACUAAGUAAAGUAAAUUUAUUAUGGAAAACUAUGUGAAUUUGAUAAACAAGGUUGAUUUUUAAAAGCCUCAUAGUACUUCUUAACUUAGAAAGAAAAGUAUUUACGAUAUAAUGCAAUAUGCAAAGAAAAAAAGCUCACCAUUAACAAUGUAGUAACUGAUUGAAGGAAAAGAUGACAGCUUUUAUGAGUAAAGUCCGCCUAGUUAAAACUCAUUUUUCAAUAAAAUGAAGUCAACAAGGGUAAUAUCUUCUUCCAGAUAUACAAGAGCUAGAAAGACCACAAAUCUUUUGAACAGCACGUAUCAAGCACAUACUUCAAUUUUAACUUCUGGGUCAAAUGAAAAAAAGAAAACUGAAAAGAACAGCUUGCAUAAUAAUGACAAGAAAAAACGGCCUAAAUCCUAAAAUUUAGUUACCUUAGACAAUAGAUAGAGUAAAUCAAGCAGUUAAUAGUAAAAGCUAAUGGCAGGCAUACAAUUCAUUGAGUAGAAAGAAGUUUAGCUCAGAAUGCUUCAAAACAACAUGCCUGGAAAUCAGUUUGAAAUUCUGAAACGAUAGACCAUUAGAGAGAUAAUGUAAAAAAUAGAUCCUUAGACUCUGUAAGAGAAUAUGUAAGUAUUCAAGAGAACUUCAAUGCUGUUAUCUUUGGACAAUGAAUGA